AUGGAGAGCGAGAGCAAUCAUAAGCGCGAAUUGCAGGAAAGGUGGACUCCGAACCGACUCGAGAAGGGGAUCAUCAAAAUCAAGAAGCCUGGUCCCAGCUUGUGUGGAGACGACUGGGUAUGCAACAGUAAUGGCGAUGGUGCGACGCUGAGUUUUGUGUUCUGGAAACAUGGCAAAUACUAUGGGCUCACUGUCGGCCACCUUUUCAAAGCAAUUGGCGAUACGGUUCUUUCCUUUAUUAAACCCCCCGUGGACGUGGGUGGUGACGAGGAGAAGAAGGAGUCCGAGGAGGAGAAGGAGCCCAAGGAGGAGAAGGAGCCCGUGUCUUUGCCCGUAUAUGUGAUUGGAAAAGUCGUCUCUUGGUCGCAAUCAACAGAUUCUGUCGUCUUUCAAUUUGUUGACGACAUUGAGGUGGAACCGUACAAGGUAAAGGAGGCAGCGGGCUUGACACGAGACAUUCAUCUCCCGCCUUUGGAAUCCGUAGCCACGGGUCCGCCUCCACCCUUAGCGGCCAAAACUCUGGUUGGCUUUGGUGCCCGCCGUCGUGGAUUUCAUGCGAAAGUGGCUAUUCCUUCGAUGAACCGAGCGAAAGUCGGCCAAACGGAAGUACCGGACGGCGUCUGCAUCACCAAUGCGGAAAGUAGAGACCGGAUCACGUAUCACGGCGAUUGUGGUACAAUUUUUAUUGACUUGGAUUGCAACGGCAUCUAUUUCCAUCACGCGGGAACCCAAGGGGAGCCCUGGAAAUCUUAUGGACAUCCUCUCUGGGACGUUAUGCGCAAACACCCUCAACUUGGAGGCACAAGCGAGACUCCAGAGGAAUAUGAUGUGCGAGACUGCGGCGACAGGAACGUGAAAGAAUCGCACAUCCUGGAGCCCAUUCCCGCAGCAAAUUUUAACGUGCAUGUUGUGCCAGGUCCACCUCGACAACUGGACGGGGGAUCCCUCAAAUGGAAAGGAAAGGUGCAUGUUGUUCCUAACCCAAACAGCAAAAAGAAGAAGACGAACAAGGAAACAGGCUCCCAUCACCAAGUCUUCCUACAGCAGUAA
Messenger RNA from Seminavis robusta, 1050 nucleotides. Lineage: Eukaryota; Bacillariophyta; Bacillariophyceae; Naviculales; Naviculaceae. The record is from the annotation of a GenBank genome assembly.